Messenger RNA from Geodia barretti, 408 nucleotides. The record is from the annotation of a GenBank genome assembly. Lineage: Eukaryota; Metazoa; Porifera; Demospongiae; Tetractinellida; Geodiidae.
AUGAGCACGGUCGGAAUAGACCACAUUGCGAUGCCCACGGCAAAUGCCGAGAGGCUGAUCGAGUUCUAUAAGCGUCUCGGCUUUACGAUCAACGACGAGGAAGCUUGGCGUACAGGAGAGGCCAACGCAUUUUCCAUCCAGGUGGGAAACUCAAAGAUCAACGUCCAUCCGGAGGGGUACACCGCGAGCCUUCGGGGUCCGACGGCAGUCCCGGGGUCUGCCGACAUAUGCUUCGUGUGGGACGGUACGGCAGAAGAGUGCAGGCGGAUGGUUGAGGAAGCGGGAGUUGAGAUAAUCGCCGGCCCCGGACCCCGGCGGGGCGCGCUUCAACAUCGGAACGCCGUCAGCCUCUAUGCGCGCGACCCCGACCAGAACCUGCUCGAGUGGAUGAUUUACUUGGACGAGUAA